Molecule: messenger RNA, 402 nt
Organism: Cetraspora pellucida
Lineage: Eukaryota; Fungi; Glomeromycota; Glomeromycetes; Diversisporales; Gigasporaceae
Source: the annotation of a GenBank genome assembly
AUGAAAAACAGGUGUAUCGCUGUAGAGUCGUGGUUGAGUCGCGUUAGAAACUUAGUUAUGUGGACUGAUGAUCAAUUGAGCUUAUUAAUCACUGAAAGAAAUAGAAAUGCCAAGUAUUACAAUAUUCCUGAAAGUAGUAGGGUACGAAAAAUGACUACAAAUCCUAUUAGCCUUAAGUGCCUUUUCCCGGAUGAUAAACGUUUUAAUAUUGAGGUAUGUAAGGAAGAUAAGAUUGCAAUGCUUAAACACGCAGUUGAGGGUCUGUUGAAAAAUCAAGAUCAUCAAGAUUCCGAUCUCUAUGUUAUCAUUCCUAAGAAUUCGAUAGCUAAAAUGUUUGAUUAUUUCAAAAAUGGAACUUUUGAUCCAAAUCAAAUUCAUAUUAUCGUAAAACCAAAGGAAUAA